Phytophthora nicotianae INRA-310 is the source of this 273-nucleotide messenger RNA. RefSeq lists its product as hypothetical. The coding region runs from base 1 to 273 and encodes 90 amino acids. Lineage: Eukaryota; Oomycota; Peronosporomycetes; Peronosporales; Peronosporaceae. The record is from RefSeq and is a predicted model, not a curated record. The transcript has a single exon.
AUGGUUGACACAUCGUUCGAGAUUUAUGAGCUUGAAUAUUGGGCAAAAACGCAUUUCGUGAUCGAGAACAAACCAAACCGUAACUUUGAUCUCAAUUUCAGUCCUUCUGAGAAGAGGUUGAAAACUACCAACUUCGAAUAUCUCCAUUUACUGAAGCGAUUUGUGCUCUACUUCAUUUACGAGUUUUAUGUCUUUGAAGGAUCAGAUGCCGCCUACUACAAGCGUAAGCCAAUGGAGGACGAGAAGUCUGUGAUCAAGGCAUAUGAUCCGUAG